ACUGGGGAGGCAAACCCUCCGUCUCCCUGCUACCGGUUGGCGACUCCAGAAACCCUAGAAUCCUCUUUCAUCCGCAACCAUGGGUAUCUCUCGGGAUUCGAUGCACAAGAGGCGUGCCACUGGAGGCAAGAAGAAGGCGUGGAGGAAGAAGCGAAAGUAUGAGCUCGGAAGACAGCCUGCUAACACAAAGUUGUGUAAGGACACAAAGACUCAAAAGACAGUUCGCAGAAUAAGAGUUCGUGGUGGGAAUGUGAAGUGGCGUGCACUCAGGCUGGAUACUGGAAACUACUCUUGGGGGAGUGAGGCUGUGACACGGAAGACUAGAAUUUUGGAUGUGGUAUAUAAUGCAUCAAAUAAUGAGUUGGUUCGAACCCAGUCGUUGGUGAAAAGUGCAAUUGUUCAGGUUGAUGCUGCUCCUUUUAAGCAGUGGUACCUUCAGCACUAUGGAGUUGAAAUUGGUCGCAAGAAGAAAACUUCUACUUCAGCCAAGAAAGAAGGAGAGGAGGGUGAUGCAGCACCUACUGAAGAGGCCAAGAAGAGCAACCAUGUUCUGAGAAAAGUGGAGAAGCGUCAACAGGAUCGCAAGAUUGAUCCCCAUGUUGAGGAGCAAUUUAGCGGUGGUCGUUUGUUGGCUGCAAUUUCUUCCCGACCUGGCCAGUGUGGUCGUGCUGAUGGGUAUAUAUUAGAGGGAAAAGAGCUGGAGUUCUACAUGAAGAAGAUUCAGAAGAAGAAGGGAAAGGGUGCUGCCGCUUGAAGCGAUUUUCAAUUUUGUUACCUGAACUUAAUCGUAGAAUUCAGGGCUCUACUUUUUCCCCAGAUUUUGCUUUAAUUCUAAAGGCUUGGUACUGAUGACAGGUUGAGUUGACAGUUAGCUUGAAAAUUUUUAUUUUCAUUUUGUCGAAUGUUAAGAGCGAGUAUUCUUGAA
This is a messenger RNA of Rhododendron vialii, 925 nucleotides long. RefSeq names its product small ribosomal subunit protein eS8-like. Bases 80 to 754 code for a protein of 224 amino acids. Gene Ontology annotation, molecular function: structural constituent of ribosome. The transcript has 6 exons. Gene Ontology annotation, cellular component: ribosome; cytosolic small ribosomal subunit. The record is from RefSeq and is a predicted model, not a curated record. Gene Ontology annotation, biological process: maturation of SSU-rRNA from tricistronic rRNA transcript (SSU-rRNA, 5.8S rRNA, LSU-rRNA); translation. NCBI's taxonomy places the organism in Eukaryota, Viridiplantae, Streptophyta, Magnoliopsida, Ericales, Ericaceae.